Cucurbita maxima (winter squash) is the source of this 1988-nucleotide messenger RNA. RefSeq names its product la-related protein 1B-like. Lineage: Eukaryota; Viridiplantae; Streptophyta; Magnoliopsida; Cucurbitales; Cucurbitaceae. The transcript has 6 exons. Bases 218 to 1663 code for a protein of 481 amino acids. Gene Ontology annotation, molecular function: RNA binding. The record is from RefSeq and is a predicted model, not a curated record.
AUAUAAAUAUAAUAGGUUGAGCGAAUUGGGAGACGGGAGAGCAGAGCCGACGCGUGAUUUGAUCGGGCUAGAUCUAUUCAAACCCUAAUUUUAUUGUUUUGUUUUUGUUGGGUUGAAAUCAUGUUUUUCGAAUUGAUUUUUCAAUUGAUCAUCUGUUCAAGUUGUUCUUCUCAUCAAUCUCGGUUCGUUCCGAUCUAGCGGUAGGUUUUGGAUCGGAAUGGCGACGGUUAAUCACCGUUCGCCUAGUCCAACUAGUUUCAAGGGCGAUAAUACCUACGAGUUCCCGCCGAAGAAUCAUCUGUGUGCUUGGGCUGCAGUCGUCCGAGGCGAGCCGGAAUUGAUCUCUCAGUCUCCUUUAUCUUCGUCAUCAUCUUUCUCUACAGUUUCUGCUCCAGAAACACCAGAAACCCCAGCUCCUGCUCCGACGUCUGAUUUCUUUGCAUCUUCUGAAGAGGGUGGUCCUGUAAUGGGGGCAGACUCUUGGCCCGAUCUUGCAGAGUCCGCGAAGGCUUCUCCUAAAUUAGCAGGACCUACCAUUGUACCCCCUCAGCGGCAAGCUACAAAUAAUGCCAAAUCGGACCCCAGUCUGAAACAUCCAGUUGUUGCUCGACAAAGAUCCUCGAGGCGGUCUGGAGGUGGUGGCAGCUCAAUGGGAGGGCCUGCACGAGGCUUUUAUCGCCCUCCACCGCCACCGCCACCACCUUUUCCUGUGUUUCAAAUUCCAUGUAGUAUGAUGCCGGCAAUUCCUGAUCCUUCUCAUGGAGAACCAUUAUUCAGGAGCAAUAAUCGGCAUCCACGGGCUAUUGCAGGCUUUGUUCCUCAGACAAAUUUUGUUUCUGAUUACCCAAACUUCUUUCCUAGGGGGAAUUUAGCUCUCCAUCCUCGUGGUAAUGGUCACUACCAAAACAAUCGUGGGGGAAAGCAGCGUGAUCAAGAUCGCGGAGUAUAUUCUAAUGCUCGAGAUGCUCACUUUCGGCAGCACAGGCCCCCUACUAGAGGCUUGAUGCCCCCUACGCCACCUUACACUGCUCAGUUUCCCCAGCCUGUUUUACCUUAUGGGAAUCCGAUGCAUCCUCCUGAGUUUGUCUAUGUCCCUACAUGGCCCUUAGAGACUUACAGAGGAAUGCCUUUCAUGCUACCGCCUUCAGUGUACUAUUCUGCUGUUGAUCCCACUCUAUCUGCAUCACUAGUUAAGCAGAUUGAAUAUUAUUUCUGUGACACGAAUUUGAUAAUGGAUGGAUAUCUAAGGUGCCGGAUGGAUGAUCAAGGCUGGGUUCCAAUUUCUCUGAUAGCCAGUUUUUCUAGGGUAAAGAAUUUGACGACCAAUAUUCAAUGGAUAAUAGAAUCCUUGAGAACGUCGACUGUAUUGGAAGUGCAGGAUAAUAGGAUCAGAAAGCGAAAUGAGUGGAAGAAAUGGAUAAUAAAUUCCAAUCAGCUUAGAACUGAUUUGACCUCUUCUACUCCAAGUGGAUCAGAUCAUGAUAGUCUGGCAACUUCUUUUCAAGGAGUCAGAUUGGAUGAAGGUAUAAACCAAAGUACGCCAAGCGACACCGAUCCUCGUAAUACCAAGAGUACUACCAAGAUACAAUCUUCUUCUGAGUCAGCUGAUUCUUCACAACUUACUAAUGGGGAGGUGAAUCAGGAUGUUCAGACUGAUAUCUGAUUAAUUUUUUCUCCCGGAGGUUUUAGCACUUGCUUAUUAGGAUCAUAUACGUCUACUUACAUGGUUUUGGCAGUUUAAAAGAGGCUAGUUUUUGGGGGUACGAAGAGUAUUUAUUUAUUAUUCCAAAUAUAAGAAAAGAAGUAUAGGUUGGAAGCUCUAAUCUUUGAGGUUAUCAUUUAGUUUUCUGGUGCUUUCUGAGUGACAUUAGUGACUCUAGUACAUAACAUUCAUUGAACUAGUUCCUGAAUCAUCAGUGACCAUUUUUUGGAGGGAAUGUCCCUUGAAUUUUAAUGCUUGCAAAUUUUGGUUGAUUUUGCUUACGAUA